CUAGCUUUCUAAUCACUGCACUACGGGGCAAGGCAAAGCAAGGCCAGGCCAACACCUUCCUUAAUGCCAUGAACGAAAGCUCCUUCAAGCUCAUUCUACAGCGUGGUAUAGUUCCUCACUCCCUCAUAGACCCUAGACUAAGGCUUCUUCAGGUCCUGGGGUUUCUAUGAGCUAUGCCUUCGUCCCCCAAGUCCUUCUACGGCCGCCCACCUCCGCUGUCAUCUCGUAGAUCCGCGUUCCUGAUAAUUUUCUGCCUCUUAAUCGGUGUCUCUGGCUUUCUAUAUGGAAUCACAUCCUUUCUAAGGCCGAUUCACGGGUAUCGAUGUCUGAACACCCGGCCUAGAUCCGUUCGUGUGGUUUGGGAGCAAGUUGGCAGCAACAGUGGUGGUUCGAACGAUGGGAUCCAUGGUGGGAUUGGAGUUGAUAGGCAUAAAGUCAUGGGCUUCGUGGGGAUUCAGACCGGAUUCGGAUCCGUAGGUAGGCGCCAGGCGCUUAGGAAGACCUGGUUGCCAUCAGAUCGCCAGGGGCUCGAACGCUUGGAAGAAGCCACUGGAUUAGCAUUUAGGUUUAUCAUUGGUAGAGCAAAUGAUAAAUCAAAGAUGGCAUCGCUUCGGAAGGAAAUAGCAGAAUAUGAUGAUUUCAUUCAAUUGGACAUCGAAGAGGAGUACAGUAAGCUACCAUACAAGACUUUAGCUUUCUUUAAAGCUGCCUAUGCACUUUUUGAUGCUGAAUUUUAUGUCAAAGCUGAUGACGAUAUAUAUUUAAGGCCAGACCGGCUUUCAAUACUGCUGGCAAAAGAGCGAUCUCACUCUCAGACUUACAUAGGAUGCAUGAAAAAGGGCCCUGUUUUCACCGACCCAAAACUUAAAUGGUAUGAGCCGUUGUCCCAUUUGCUUGGAAAAGAGUACUUUCUGCAUGCUUAUGGUCCUAUAUAUGCGCUUUCUGCUGAUGUUGUUGCAAGCUUGGUGGCUCUAAGGAAUAAUAGUUUCCGGAUGUUCAGUAAUGAGGAUGUUACUAUUGGAGCUUGGAUGCUUGCAAUGAAUGUCAACCACGAGAAUAAUCAUGAAUUGUGUUCCACUGACUGCACUUCCACAUCGAUUGCUGUGUGGGAUAUUCCAAAGUGUUCGGGCCUCUGUAACCCAGAAAAGAAAAUGCUUGAACUCCAUCAAAAGAAGAGCUGCUCUAAAAGUCCUACGCUGGAAUCUGAUGAAUAGUAUUUGUGCACCAGCAAAAUUCAGAAGGUAGUGAAGGAAUUGCAUGCUCCCACGAGAUGAGAUGCGAUGCUCUCAUCAUUUUUCUAUGAAAUGAUCACUAUCAUUUCGAUUCACCUUUUUCCUGUACGAAAACAUACCGUCAUAUUUUUCCUUUUUCUCUAUUUUUCUCACAUCAUUUUUCCAAAUUUUUUAUGGGUGUAAAGGGGAAAAUGAAGGAGAUGAUUGAGUAAAGUUUUAUAUGUAGAACAUACAAAGAGAUAGACUCAGGGAGGAUGCUACUAAAUUUUAACUUCUGACUUCUGAGACUAUAUAUGACUCCCACCAAAUUUUGACAUUCUUUGGAAGUAUGGACACCAUUAGCCUUCGGCUGUAAAUUCAGGUUUUAUGGAUAUUUUUAUGGUGACCUGCGAAUUUAUGAGAACACUUUAGGCCA
Messenger RNA from Neltuma alba, 1647 nucleotides. Its product is annotated as probable beta-1,3-galactosyltransferase 14. Gene Ontology annotation, cellular component: Golgi membrane. Bases 174 to 1214 code for a protein of 346 amino acids. The transcript is spliced from 7 exons. NCBI's taxonomy places the organism in Eukaryota, Viridiplantae, Streptophyta, Magnoliopsida, Fabales, Fabaceae. The record is from RefSeq and is a predicted model, not a curated record. Gene Ontology annotation, molecular function: galactosyltransferase activity.